Molecule: messenger RNA, 3587 nt
Organism: Styela clava
Lineage: Eukaryota; Metazoa; Chordata; Ascidiacea; Stolidobranchia; Styelidae
Source: RefSeq, a predicted model, not a curated record
AUGAAGAAAGUGAAUAUUUAUCUUGCAAAUGAUGGUCAGAAACAAAGAUUUCAGAUUAUGAAUGGAGUUGAAGUGUUAGAUGUUUCAUCUGUAAAUAUGGAGACCUACAUUUCAAAUAUGCCUGUUGAUGAAAAUGUAGUGUCUGCGGAUGAAUCUGCGAUGGAAUCAGUUGGUGGUAUAAAAGAAGAUGGAAAUAAUAAUGUAAAUGAACCACAGACUCCACAAGAUUUAGAAAAGUUGAAACUUGCUUUGCAACAGCAACUGGAGUAUUAUUUUUCAAGCGAAAACCUUACCAGAGAUCAGUAUCUUGUUUCACAAAUGGACGAUCAGCAUUAUGUGCCGAUAUGGACAAUUGCCAAUUUUAAUUUGGUUAAAAAUCUAACCACUGACAUCGAUUUAAUAACUGAUGUAUUGAAAGUAUUUUUAUGGUCAAAAUGGAUUACUUUUUCAUUUUUUGUAAUGACUUCAAGCCUCGUCCAGGUAGAUGACAAAAAUGAAAAGGUUAGACCAAAAUCAAACCAAGUAUGCGCUCAUAUGAGGGUACCAGGAGCAACACCAGUUGAGGAUGUCGAAGCACUUUUCAAUGGUGAAGAAUGUCCGAAGUUCAUUUCUUGUGAGUUUGCUGCGAAUACAAGCUGGUACGUUACUUUCGAGACAGAAUCUGAUGCACAGGAUGCUUAUAGACAUUUACGAGAGAAAGUGAAGACCUUUUUAGGAAGACCUAUCAUGGCACGGAUUAAGUCAAGGACACAUCAUCUCAGCACGUACAGUAGCUCAAAAAUCUCUAAUAUCAAUCAACAAAAAGUUCAACAACCUACUAUGCCAGGCCAGAUUGUGAGUCCAUCUUAUAUUCAGUCACCGAUGAAUGUGUUCCCACAACCUGGUCCUCCUUAUGCACAAGCAGCUGGAGGCCAACAACCUCCUUUCAUUGCUGCCAUAGCAACACAACCACCUGGUUCUACCAGUCCUCAUAGCUCAUCUGUAUCUACCACAGCUGCUCCAGCACAGGUCUAUGUUAUGCCACCUGGUGGUCAGCCCUGGUCUCCGUUCCUCAAUCACCCCCCUGACAUGCCAUUUGCAAAUCAGGCUUUUGGAAAUGCAGUUUAUCAUCCUGUUCCACAACAACCUGUUGCCCCUAAUUUUAUGGGAGGACCAGGCAAAAGGAAUGCGAUGUACAAUGGAAAAGGAUAUAUGAACAAUAAUUAUAUAAGUGGCGAGAUGCAUGGAGGAAGAAACAUGCAACAGGACAAUCAAAUUAUGCAACUCCAACCAAUGAAUCCCUCAACACCAGACUCUCGUCCACAUUAUCUUCCAGCUGUGCCUCAUGCACAAAUGCCAAUAAAAAUGCAGAUGAACGGACAACAGAAUAUGUAUCAAUCACCACCUGUAAUACAAGGUCAAUAUUAUGGGAAAAAUCCACCACCGAUGAAUAAACCAAAUGGAAAACAGGGUGGGAAUAUGUCGAUGGCAAAUAACGGAGGAAGAUUUAAUCGUAACUCUUAUAAUAAUUCGUAUCAUUCACAACAUGACAAUGAUGUCAGUCCAAGGUUUCAAAAGAAAGGUAUGCAACCAUCUCACCAACAUCAACGGUACAGCACGUCACGUAGCAAUGCUAACAAUCAAUCACAGGAUUACACAAGACACAACUCUGAAAAUGGAUUAUUAUAUCAAAAUGGACCUCAUGGGAAUUUGAGUCUUGAAGCUUAUCCGCCUCCUUUCUUGGCAAGAAACAACAGCACUGGACAUGAUGGAAAUUCAAUGAAUGGGUCAAGAUAUGGUCCAAGACAAGGAGGAUAUGGUGGAAAACACCAAGACUCAAUGGAGGGGUCUAGUGGUGCUUAUAACGUCAGUGAUAUAAACAACAAUUCUGCAAAGCGGCAGAAUUUCAAUAACGACACUGUGCCUAGCGGAGUAUACAACGAUAUCAACUCCAGAGGUGGACGUCAACGUAAACCAAGAAGAAAUGGUGAAUCGUAUGGCAUUCCUGGGAAAGUUUCUCCACCAGAACCCAUGAACGGUCCGGUUUUACCGGAACAAUCUUUCAACCUUGAAAGUACUUCGUUUCCACCUUUACCUGGUCCCGCAUCAAAUGUGGAUACCAAUCCUAUUGCAACUGCAGCAGAUUCUGUUGUGAAAAAACCUCAAGUGCCAGAAUCAUAUAAGAAAACAUUAAAAAUGAAUCUCGAUAAAGUUCCACAAUGUGUUUCACCGCCUUCGAUGACGACGACUACAACGAUAACAACUACUACUGUGCAACAACCAACUUCGUUGUCGUCAUCAAUAUCAACUACGACAUCGGCUAUCGUCAGUCGAUCUCAUCCAGUUGCAAAGGAAGAAACUAUGCAAUCUGCCGCAAAAGAACAAAUAUCAAAGAAGGUGAAUGACCAAGACAACUUUCCUAACACAACAACAACGGCAACAACCGCACCGACGCCUCAGCAGCACCACCACCACCAUCAUCAUCACCAUUCUCAACAUCAUGGGAAAUCACCUGCUAAAUCACAAAAACAAAAUGAGGCUGCAAGACAUCAAACUCAUACUGGUGACAAUCAACAGAACACUGGUCACGAAAAAUCAACAAAAUCAAAUCACAGACACCACGGGAAAUCGCACAAUAAUAAAUCAACGGCAGAAUCUAAGGGUAAAUCCGAGCCACAAAAAUUUAAUACUAGUGAGAAGAACACUGUGCCUAUUACUGCCGAACCAGGUAAGAAAUUAUCGUAUGCGGAGAUGUUGCAAAAAAAAUCGGCUAAACGUAAUCCACCAAUCGUUCAAGACGAAAACGAAAAUCAUAUAGAUGCAAAACAAACUGAUUCAGCAGAAGAAAAAUCUAAUACAACCCCCACUACUCCUGCCCCUCAUCGAGCUGUUGAGAAAGUUCAGGGGUCACAGAUCGACGAUAGCAAUAAACAACAUGAGGAAAAAUCAACUAGUCCAACUGAAGAUAAUGACAAUGAAGACGAUAAACCGUGGGAGAGUGCGACACAUACUAAACGUAGUCAUCGAUCUGAUAGAAAUUCAUCAGACCAUUCUCAUCAAAAUGGCUAUGAUUCUAGAAAUGGUGGGUACCAGCGUAACGGCAAUCGCGGCGGUGGUUUUUACCCACGUAACCAGGGUAUGAGAGGUAAGGGCCGAGGUAGAGGGGGUGGAUACGGUCGGGGCGGGUCAAGGUAUGGCUACAAUGGUCGGGACAGGUACAAUUCCGCCGGUAGCGAACGAUCAGUGGUUAGUAACGGUGACGUUCCUCAACGAAAACGAUAAAGUAAUGGUAUUAAAGAAUGACAUGAGUUAAGAAUCUGUAAUGAUUUAGUUGGACAAAAUAUAUCUAUCUCAUCAUGCAAAAAAGAGAAAAACAUCAAUGCAAUUCCUCUAUUGUCAACAAGUGUAUGAAAUCGGAAGAGAGUGUUCUAAUGUUCACUGUGGCAGUCAAACGUUUUCAUGAAUCUAUUCUAUCCUUUUGUUCUUUCAUGGAAGGUUCUAUAUAAGAUUUCAAAUACAAUUGACAACUGCUAUAGACUAUCAAUUGACACCAUAAGUGUGCCUAUACCAUUCUCCUGAGUAUAUCGGUAAUUCCCUCUCUUUUUAGA